CUAAUAUGGCUUAGGUCUUUAAAAAUUUUUAAGUGGGUGUAUUUUUUUGAGGUAAAUACAAAUUUAAUAUAUAACUUUUCUAGUCACUGGGUAUGUAUAAGCUUAGCGUCUAAAAUGAGUUCUGGCUUACGAUGGGGAAACAGAAAAAAGGAAGAGGUCGAUCUUUCCCAGUUAUUAUCGGAACUUGAUGAGCUUUUUGCUGAGGAUCCUUUUGAUCCAGAAGAUUAUGUAGAAAGGCUAUCAUGGCGUAUUGGUGGUAUACAAAGUGACAGUGAGAACUUUGAUCCUAGUGCACUUCACAAAGCUUUUGAACAAGCUAUUCACCAUCUUCAGUUAACUUAUGAAUCAAAGCAGAGGCAAUGUGGAUGUCUGGAAAUGAUUUGUAGAGAAGAAGAAAAAACACACUGGGGAAAAGUUAAAGAAUUAAUUGAAAAGAAUAAUGCUGCAUAUGAAACAUUCCAUGAACUUGAUGAAAGAAUUGAUUUUGUUGCAACAAAAGUUGUUCAUCUGGGAGACCAGCUGGAAAGUGUAAAUACUCCUAGAGCCCGUGCUGUAGAAGCACAGAAACUGAUGAAUCACUUUGCUGAGCUUUUGAGUCCGGAACCAACAACUGAUGGUGUUCUGAAUGAUCCUAAUAAACUGUUUGAAGCAGCUGACAUUAUUCAGAAACUUCAUCUUAUAGCACAAGAGUUGCCAUCAGGGAAACCUAAAUUUGAGAAGGCUCGUCAGAGGAUUGCCAAAAAGUACGAUGAAAUUGAGAGGGAACUGAUAGAUGAAUUUGUUAAAUGUCACCAAUCAGACAAUCGAGUGAAAAUGAAAGAAGUUGCUGGAAUUCUUUCAAACUUCAAAGGUUAUUCUCAGUGUGUUGAUGCAUUCAUUGAACAGAGGCAAAUGAGUCUGCCCUCUAGUGGUGAUAUUUUAUCAAGGAUAGUGCCUUCAUGUGUGGAAGCUCUUGCAGUUAUGCAAGAGGUCUUCACUGAUCCUGAGCAAGUGAUGUCAAAAUACAUUUUGAAUAUUUUUCAUGGUAAACUUCAAACUCAUAUCAAAGCUGAAUUAAUGGACUGUGGGAAUCCUGAAAGAUAUCUUGAAAAAUUCGAAACUCUUUAUUCCAGGACAAAAAAACUCACUCAAGAUUUAACUGCUAAUAAAAUAGGGAGUGAUCCAACAUUUCUGAAUAAGCUAACUAAAAAUAUAUUUGCACGAUAUCUUGAAAAUUAUAUUCAUAUUGAAAUUCGCUGCUUGAAGGAUAAAUGUGAAAAUACAUUGAAUAUGUAUUAUAACUCCAAAAAUCAUCAAAAGAAACAGAUACAUUUUGGAGGAAUACAUGAAUUGCGCCGUGAUAUUCAAGCGAGAAUUGGGUCCAGGACUAAUAUCAUAAGUUCUAUUGUAGAUAAUUAUGGUGGAGAAACUUUCUUAUCAGAGGAUGUUGCUAUGAAUAUUUUACUAGAUUGUAAAAAGGCUUUUAACAGAUGCCAGUUGUUGUCAAAACAGCAAUCAGAAUUACCACAGAAUGCUGUUUUACUGUUUGAUGUUUUAUUACAUUAUUUGUUUGAAGAGCAUGUUUCUUAUGCUUUGGAGCUUGGCUUAUUAGCCAUUCCAUUACCGGAACCAAAGAGUCCUCCAGAAAUUUAUUUCUUUGAUGUCAUAAGACAGUGCAAUGCCAUAUACCACUUAUUUGAAAAACAGUUUGGUGAUACUAUUGUUCCUUUAGUACUUUCUACGCCAAAGCAUGGUGAUUGUUUGCAGAAGAAGAAAAAAACUGUAGAAGAAAUGGAAAUUAAACUGCAUACUGGGCUUGAAAGAUGUAUCACAUCUAUUUUGGGUUGGGUAAAAUUUCUUCUACAGUCUGAACAAAAAAAGACUGAUUUUAAACCUGAGACUGAAAUGGCAACAUUUGAUGCUGAUAAAUCUACUGUUGCUUGUAGUUGUGUAGUUAAAUUCAUUACAGAAUGUGUUAAGAAGAUUAAAGUUACUCUUGAUGGAAAGAAUGUAGAAGCAGUUUUAACAGAAUUAGGGACAAGGCUGCAUCGAGUAAUACUUGAUCAUUUACAGCAGUUCCAGUACAGCUCUAUUGGUGCUAUGGUUGUUAUCUGUGAUUUAAAUGAAUACCGCCGCUGUGUUCGAGACUUCCAGAUACCUCUGUUGAAUACAUUAUUUGAAACAUUGCAUGCUUUAUGUAAUUUGCUGGUAGUUGAACCAAGCAAUUUGAAACAGAUGUGCACUGUUGACCAAUUAGCAUGUCUUGAUCGUACUGUGCUCAUGAACUUUGUUCAACUACGUGCAGAUUAUAAAACUGCAAAGCUUGUUAAUCAAUUUCGAUAGUUUUAUUUAUGAAAGAAGAGCUCUGUAAUUAUUAAAACUAUCACUUUGUUAUAGCUUCAUAUUGUAAAUUAUAUUUGCUAAUAAAUUAUUUCAAAUCAGUUUUAA
Messenger RNA from Stegodyphus dumicola, 2427 nucleotides. It is a transcript of the gene Sec10, whose product is annotated as Exocyst complex component Sec10. Gene Ontology annotation, cellular component: exocyst; cytoplasm. Gene Ontology annotation, biological process: Golgi to plasma membrane transport; exocytosis. NCBI's taxonomy places the organism in Eukaryota, Metazoa, Arthropoda, Arachnida, Araneae, Eresidae. The record is from RefSeq and is a predicted model, not a curated record.